Ylistrum balloti is the source of this 1104-nucleotide messenger RNA. RefSeq names its product sushi, von Willebrand factor type A, EGF and pentraxin domain-containing protein 1-like. NCBI's taxonomy places the organism in Eukaryota, Metazoa, Mollusca, Bivalvia, Pectinida, Pectinidae. The transcript has 6 exons. The coding region runs from base 1 to 1104 and encodes 367 amino acids. The record is from RefSeq and is a predicted model, not a curated record.
AUGGAAGUAGAUAUACUACUACUGUUGGUAUUUUCUAUAUGUACAAAUACUCGUGGAGUAGAACUUGAAGUGCCACAGUUUGUAAGUACUCAUUAUUCAUCUACCACGGGGUAUAGGUCGAUACGUGAGAUCGGUCUGUAUAGCUGUGCUCGACAAUGUGGUUUGGAAUCAGGGUGCAACUCGUUUACAUACAAUCUCAAAAAUCACCGAUGUCUACUUCAUGAAGACAGUGUUUAUACGGCAUUAGGAAAUUAUGAAGCUUAUCCUGAAUAUGUCUAUGGAGAUAGGGCCACAAUAGUUUCGGAUGAAUCUCUGAUGGGAAAAUGUCGUGAACAUGACUGUCCAAAUUACACUUCCUGUAUCCGUCUGACGUCCGCCUCAACGGUUUGUGUAAUUACAGCAUGUGGUCCCAUGGCGGAGCUUCCAUAUUUUAUUGACUAUGAUAAUAUUUCGUCCACGAUGAGCCCGGUGGGUGUCACCCGGUACCUUCCGUGUGAUCCCGGGUACAUUGGACAUAGAGAAGUCGUCUGUCUACCCACUGGGCAGUGGUCAGAACCGGAAGUCAAAUGUGAAGAUUGUGGAGACCCACCGAGUGUUUCUGACGCAGUAGUCACUGUCGGUAGCACAACUAUAGGUUCGAGCAGAAAAUACGAGUGCUCUCAAGGAACUACUUCCUUCGGUUCUGGUGUCAUUCUAUGCCAAGACAAUGGACAGUGGUCGGUACCGUCGUUGAAAUGCGUGCCAGAUUGUGUUAUUUCAACGCACAUGCAUCAUGCGUACACCACGGCGACUGUAGCACCAGCAGGACGCCUCAUACACUACAAGUGUAACACAGGCUACCAUCAACUUACCGGAACAGGAAACAGGUACUGCAACACAGAUGGAUUAUGGGAAGCACUUGACAUAAUCUGCUCCGAAGUCGACUGUGGAUCACCACCUCUUCCUCAAGUCGGAGCCCAUAUCACAGCUUACCACCAGUUGACAUACAUAUACACAAUAACAUACGGAUGUGAUACUGGCCUUGUAUCAACACAGCCUGGGAAAAUGACACUCAACUGUCAAAGUGAUGGUCAUUGGUCCCCUGUUGAAUAUCAGUGUUUAUAA